AUCUUCUCCAUCGUGGUGUUUGGCUCCAUUGUGAAUGAGUGCUACGUGAACAAGGACAGCACGAGCCCCGAGCUUCUCUGCAUCUUCAACAAGAAUGAGAGUGCCUGCAGCUACGGCAUCGCCGUUGGCAUCAUUGCCUUCUUUGGCUGUAUCUUCUUCCUUGUCGUGGACCUCUACUUCCAGCAGAUCAGCAGCGUGAAGGACCGCAAACGGGCCGUCCUGCUGGACCUCGGCUUUUCAGGUUUCCUGUCCUUCCUGUGGUUCGUAGCCUUCUGCUUCCUAGCAAACCAGUGGCAACGGACAACGAUGAGCAAAGGGGUUUCUCAAGGAGCAGACGCCGCCCGGGCAGCAAUCACCUUCUCCUUCUUCUCCAUCAUCGUCUGGGUCGCGCUGGCGGUGAAGGCUCUGCAGAGAUACCGCCUGGGGACGGACCUGUCGCUCUUUGCCACCGAUCAGUUUGCCACCGACCUUUUUUUCCCCACCGGCAGCGGCAUCGAGAGCACAGAGACCUACCAGAGCCCCCCCUUCACCGAGACCUUAGAGGCCAACCCCAAAGGUUACCAAGUGCCAGCGUACUGAGGGGCGAGG
Messenger RNA from Eurypyga helias (sunbittern), 588 nucleotides. It is a transcript of the gene SYNGR3, whose product is annotated as synaptogyrin 3. The record is from RefSeq and is a predicted model, not a curated record. Gene Ontology annotation, cellular component: neuromuscular junction; synaptic vesicle membrane. NCBI's taxonomy places the organism in Eukaryota, Metazoa, Chordata, Aves, Eurypygiformes, Eurypygidae.